AUGCUGGACACGAAAUUGACGACAGCAGGCCUUGUAUCCUCCUGUCUCUUAAGCCUCGUCGAGCAAUCUCAAUGCACGGGCGAUGUUACCCGGACGCUGUCACAUCUGGGAAGGUCACUGUAUUGGUUCGCACGAAUCAGUGUUGCUGCUCGGGCCGUCUGUUUUGGCGAAGACCUACCGAUGCCACCGCCUGCACUAACCUGUGCGAGAUCAGACGUGCCUUCUGGGAACACUUCACCCUCCAGUGUAGAAGAGAAUAUGGCACUGCUGGCGAUGCACCUGGAAACAUGGGCUCGCUUACAAAGCCGGUCAAUACGCUGGGUCAAGGACAGUGAAGAGCUGUAUCUGAAGGAGAGCUGCAGUGCGCUGGAUAUCGACAGUCGCCCCCCAUGGCGGAAAGCAUACGGAAAUCUGCCGUUGGAGCAUAUUAUCAGCGGUAUCGAAAUUGUCUGUUGUGCUUCCAAAUUGCAACGUGCCAUUAUCGCUACAGUUCUUUCGUGCACUGAUCCACAGGUAUCUUCCAUUGAGCCAUGGAUACCGGCCCUGGUUCCAUAUUACCAAUGGUCACUUGCUGGGUUAUCUAGACAAUUUGACCAUCCGGCCUGGACCUAUCUUGGCUGUAGUCUUCCUGUUAUGCCUGACGAUCUUAUAUAUCACCAGGCAAAGCAGGCUUUUUCCCAUGCGGAAAGAAGUAUAAUGAACAGCGCGGAUUUUGAAGGUCUUCUUUAUGUCCCUAUCAUGAAUAUUGUGGGCCUUGAGAUGAGAACAACACAAGAAAGAGCUCGGGCGCUUGGCUUUGUGGCAACUCUGAAGGCCAGGGGAUUUGCUGUGGCAGGUAAGUUGGAGCAGGAUCUGAAGAAAGCGUGGGUAGGGCAGGCAAAGUAUACUAUUGAUGGGUGGUGA
This is a messenger RNA of Aspergillus alliaceus, 903 nucleotides long. RefSeq lists its product as uncharacterized. NCBI's taxonomy places the organism in Eukaryota, Fungi, Ascomycota, Eurotiomycetes, Eurotiales, Aspergillaceae. Bases 1 to 903 code for a protein of 300 amino acids. The transcript is spliced from 3 exons. The record is from RefSeq and is a predicted model, not a curated record.